AUGUCAUCACUGGCGACGCGGGCAGCCAGCAAGCGACGCUCACUCUCCACCGCCGCCAUCCUCGAACUCUACCACACCUCGCCCCAUCUCCGCAACUUCCUCCGCAACUACCCGCUGGCAUGGAAGACGCUGUCCUUCCGGCUGCCCCAGCCCGCAGUCGCCAUGGGCUCGCCCGGCAACGAGACACCCGACAACAGGGAGCGCCAGUCCAAGGCCUACUCCUUCGAUGCCCUCCUCAAGCAGAUUGUCGCGCCCAAUGGAACACGGCUGACCAGUUUGGACCUCUGCAACACCGCCGUGACGGGCAUCGCGCUCAUCGGCAGCGUGCUUGCGCCGCGCAUCGACACGCUGCAGCAUCUGUCUGUACGCGGCUGCAAGAACGUGUCCAUCAAAUACCACAUUGUCCCCUUUCUUGAGCCCUACACACUAAAAGACACGCCAUGGAAACAGAAGGAUCUGGCCCUCAAGUCCCUCUACACAUAUCGCUGCAGACACCAUCGUCGACGACCCUACCUCCCCGCCUCUCUGAUUCGCAGAGACUCUGAUUCCGACCCCACCCACCAGCUCAUCGAGAUCUGCCAUCAGCUAGGCAUCUGGACCGACACGGCAUGGUGUCCCACCCCGGGUGGCAGGUGUAACAGGAGGAAAGAAUAUCACCAGGGAAGAGCAGGACCGCAAAAUCAGGAAGUCUGGGUGCCUUUUGAUAGGCUCUGGAGAUCAGGCAACCGCAUCGGCCCAGUCGAGGGUACAGCCAAACUCGGCGGACACGAUGGCCGAUUGUGGGAAAUUGCCGAUACCGGGCAGGAUGGUGAGCCGCUCGGUCCUGGGGACGGAGACUUUGCAGGAGAAGGCAAGCAUGUCCCAGCACACAUGAGAAGAAGCCACACGCUGUUUGUAGAACAAGUCAAAUGCACACAAUGCGACGACUUGAUCCUUGAGCGCUGCGAGUCUUGCAGUGUCCGCAUGCACUGCAUGGGCUGUCGCAAGACACUUUGCGCGAGCUGUGCAUUCAACAAGCCAAUACCGAGGAAACGAGCAAAGACACGGCAUUUCACGAACCUAGCCUUUGGAAACAGCCAUACGGUCGGCGGCACGCUUGGGCAUGUGUCGGGGUCUACGACCUCGCUCGAAAUCAGGACUCGAGAAGAGCAUGUCGAGAAGGACAGGUUCUGGUGGGCCCCUGGGGCCUCGCGUUCUCCAAACCUUAUGAACGAGAGCGCGCAGGACGACGACUCGUCGGAUUCCGAAGACGGCGGGAUGAUGCACAACGGAAUGCCUCUGCCGCCAGGGAACCGAGAGCCACCAAAGCUGAACAUGUCCUGGUGUUGUCUGGAGCCCAUCUUCUCUGGUGGCGGCGGUAUCGCCGUUCUCGGAUCUGGAUUAGGGGGUCGAGGGGCAGACAAAAUUCGAGCAGCGCCCCUGCCACGAAUCAAGGAGUUUGAAGACCCGGAUUUCAGCAACCAGCUUCGGCCAGUGGACUAUAUCCGUGAAUUGAGGAGCAAUGGCCUUUAUGAGUAUGUUCUUGGCGAGGAUGUCGACAUAUUGUCGUAUCUCAAGCAAGAAUCACUCGAUCUGCAACAAAACACUUGUCCCAGGGGUUUGUGCCAAGACUGCUACAGGAGUUUCAGGUGGAAGGUGUCAUGUCGAGCCUGCAAAAAUCCGAUAUGCAAGGAACAUGACUUUAGAGCCCUCAAGGUCCGCAAAUGUGGCUAUCGAGACCUCCACACCGAGCGCGAGCACGUACUGUCUCACACUGAGCCACCACAGCGCCUACUCAUCCCUGAAUUCAGCCCAAACCGUUCCAAUACACCGGAUCCCGAACGCACGCCCACCGCAACCUCACACAACGACAUUUACACAACCGCAGACAAUGAAUCGGAGUCUUCGGAAACGCCCAUGUCACAGUCACAGAUCCUCCUUGCUCCAUCCGCGCUCACAUCUGUGGACAUGUCAGCGAGCACGUCUUUCAACUCCAAGGCCACAAAUGAGCCGUUUUAUCUAGCAGCUUCUCUCUCCUACCUACCCAUCAGCUCGUCACGGCCGCGAUCCUAUAGCGUAUCAGGCGUCCGAGGCCGUCAAGGAAGCUCCUGGCCAGCUUCACCUCGACCAAAUCCCAAUCCGAUCACGAAUCCGCUUCCCCUCCCGUGCAAUCCACGACAUCCAGUUCAAUGGGAAGGCUGUGGCGCUUAUUUCUGCCAAUAUCCCCGCCCUGUGGGGGAUAAUCGACCGCAGUGCCCCGCGCUACUCAAGGAGUGCUCGGAGUGCGCGGUGUUGGUUUGUGAUCAAUGCUCCGCUUCCAACCCAACAUGCACAUGUACCUUUUGCACCGUCAACUAUCACUGUCCGACCUGUACUCGCAAACCCCAAGUCCGCGCCAAGUGUCGCCUCGACGCCGAAGUCAAGGCCAAAAAAGACGCCGAGCUCCGCGAGCUUGCGCGAAGAGAAAAAGACAAGGAGGAGCGUGGCCAGGCCGACGAGUUGGCAGGAGCCAUGUACGAAUUCUUCGCCGGCGUGUUUGAAGAAGUCGCUACCACGACAUCUGAACCCGUCACCAGCAACGAAUGCAACAGCGGCAACGCUAUCAACACGCGCGCCAGUUCUCUGGGCGACCUCGUCCCCCCAAUGCCCAGCCCGGAUUCCAUCACCGUCACCACAGAAUUCGGCGUUUCGGAGGAAGCCGCGCAUCAAAUCACCACGACGGUCAGCGCCGCCGGCCCUUCACCCUAUCACACGUCGUUUGACGCCCAGGACGAGGAGAAUCAGGUCGAGAUGACAGAGGACGUGGGCGAACAACAACCCUCGAACACGACUAUGCCUGCCGCCUCGCUGCCACAGCCUGCUACCCAACCAGACGGCAAUGAGUCGGUGCACCAGGUCAACGACACCGCAGAGGAAUCUGGUCUCGAUACCGAUCAUGUCCACGUCGAGCCAGAUGUCCUGGGCGGGAAUCUCACACCUACUCCUAGUACCCCUACCGCCACUGCAGUCGCCGCUUAG
Plenodomus lingam JN3 is the source of this 2997-nucleotide messenger RNA. The record is from RefSeq and is a predicted model, not a curated record. NCBI's taxonomy places the organism in Eukaryota, Fungi, Ascomycota, Dothideomycetes, Pleosporales, Leptosphaeriaceae.